Molecule: messenger RNA, 910 nt
Organism: Paramuricea clavata
Lineage: Eukaryota; Metazoa; Cnidaria; Anthozoa; Malacalcyonacea; Plexauridae
Source: the annotation of a GenBank genome assembly
AUGAAAUUAAUACAGACGUUGGUGUUUGCUGAAAAUGAACUCGAGCUGAACGCAGUAUUUUCUGAGCUGAAAGAUGAUCAAACUAACUACACCAAAAAUUCAAUGCUCCGGAAGUCAGAAUGGUCUAUAUGUCUUCGAAAACGUCUGUUAACUAGAGGUAAUAACACUGAUAACUAUACAGAAUCGAUGAUUUUUAUCUUCAAGUGUAUCAUUUUAUGACGUAUCUGUGCGUACAACUUGGUGUAACUUUUAAAAUUUAUUGUGGAGGACCUCGACAGGUAUUUCCAGCGUAAACUACUAGCACUGGCUUUUGGUAAACCACAGAAUUUGCACACUGCUUCCAGAUGUUUUGGCAAAAAAAGCAACCACGGUCAAUUUGGCAACAAUUACACAAGACAGUGGCGAGCCAUUUAAAUUUUAUGUGCCAAGUAGGAAAGAAAAGGGAACAAUUUACGUGGUUAACUCUUCAAUUGGAAUGCGUGCUUGUCCAGCAGGUGAAAAUGGAAACAGCUGUCCUCACCAAGUCACAGUUGCGCUUAAGUACAGCAUCUCUAACAGCAACUUUAUACCGACAAACCAUAUUGAUAAAUAUAAGCUCGUAUUGGCCAUUGGAGAGCAUCCAGACUUGUGUGCUGAAAAAUUUGCAGAUAUCCACCAAAAGAAGUUUGACUUGACUAAAACAGCGAUUACAGAACCUGUUGUUGUCAAUGAGAUUCCAAAGUAUGUGCCACUAAACGACGAACCCGAAAACAUUGAUGAUGAACACACAGACAAACUGGAGACAAGCUUAGACAACGUUAUCAAACUCCACAAAGAGUUAUCCAGCGACAUAGAAUUUUGGUUACGGAGUGGAAAUCCAAACUUUAUAAAAUGCUACAGUAAAUACCUUGAAACCUACAAAAAAUUGUAA